ACGCGCGUACGCAAGCUUCGUUAGACAUUGAUAGAGAUUGCGAACACAUGACAGACUGUCAUAUACAUUGUUCUCGUGACGUGAAUGUGAUGUGUUUUUGAAUUAAAACCACAAUGUAAAUUAAUGUUGAUUAACAAUUGUGUUCAAUAUUGAGUGAUAAAUCGAAUACGAUAUUAGGAAAAGUUUUCAAGGACAUUUAUUGAGUUUUUUUUUUUAAAUAAAAAAUAUGGACGAGUUAAAUCAAGUGCAGGCGCAUAAUUUGCUUGGCCUGAAAACUCAGACACCGAAGAGGAAAGACACUGCCCUAACACGAACACUACGAUCAUGUUGCAUCAUACCACAGCGUUAUAUUCUAGGAGUGAUGGGACUCCUAGGUGUAUGCAAUGCCUAUACAAUGAGAGUUUGUCUUAAUUUAGCCAUAACACAGAUGGUCAAUAGAACGAAAAAUGGAAUGGAACACUUUGAUCCAAAUGCCUGUCCUAGUGACGAAGAAGUUGGCGGAAAUGCAACAACUAUUCUACGACCAUACGCAACAUUUGACUGGGAUGAGAAAACACAAGGACUUAUCCUGAGUGGGUUCUACUAUGGCUACGCCGCUACUCAAGUACCCGGUGGUUAUUUGGCAGAAAAAUUUGGAGGUAAAUGGACCUUGGGAAUUGGUCUACUUAGCACUGCCCUCUUCACAUUCCUAACGCCAAUCGUCAUUAGGGCAGGGGGUGCCACUUGGCUCUUCAUUCUACGUGUUCUGCAAGGAAUGGGAGAGGGUCCAACGAUGCCGGCUCUCAUGAUAAUGUUGGCAAGGUGGGUGCCACCACACGAAAGAUCUUUUCAAGGGGCGUUAGUGUUUGGAGGAGCUCAAAUAGGAAAUAUUUUCGGCUCUUUUAUGUCUGGCGUUUUAUUAUCUGAUGGUAGAGACUGGGCGUAUGUAUUUUAUUUCUUUGGUGGGUUCGGCCUUCUAUGGUUUACAUUGUGGAGUCUCCUGUGCUACAGUACACCAAACACCCAUCCCUAUAUAUCAAAGAAGGAACUGAAUUAUUUAAAUAAAAACGUCACGACAGCAGAAAAUAUUACAACAAAGGAUCCUGUACCUUGGAAAGGAAUAUUACGAUCAGCUUCAGUAUGGGCGCUCGUAUGGGCCGCUGUUGGCCACGACUGGGGAUACUACACAAUGGUGACAGAUUUACCGAAGUACUCUCAUGAUGUGCUCAAAUUCAAUAUUGCAACAACAGGAACCCUUACUGCGUUACCUUAUAUAGCUAUGUGGGUUUCCUCUUUCGUAUUUGGCUUCGUUUGUGAUUUUUGUAUCAAGAAAGGCUGGCAUACGAUUAAAACUGGAAGAAUCAUUCACACUACUAUAGCCGCGACUGGACCCGCAAUUUGUAUUAUUCUAGCAUCCUACGCCGGAUGUGACCGUGUCGCUGCAAUGGUUUAUUUCAUUCUCUCUAUGGCUCUCAUGGGAGGAUUUUACAGUGGAAUGAAGGUGAACGCGUUGGAUCUCGCGCCGAAUUAUGCCGGUUCGCUCACAUCGCUCGUCAAUACAACAUCUACCUUCGCGGGAAUUGUGACACCGUACCUUAUUGGGUUAUUGACACCUGACUCAACUCUGGUACAAUGGCGCGUGGCAUUCUGGGUGUGCUUUGCGGUGCUAGUGGGAACCAACGUGGUUUACUGUAUCUGGGCAGACGGUGAACAACAAUGGUGGGAUGAUGUUCGCAAAUUCGGUUACCCACCAGGCUGGAAACAUGGACCCCUCAUACCUGACGAGCCGGAACAACCCGAGUCAGUCAGAUUAUCUAGUAAAAAGGCAUCAGACGACGCGUUUUAGACUUAAAUAUUUACUAUAUAAAACACGUGACAUAUCAUAGUUACUUAAUUAUCAAAUAUUUUUAAGUACAACCAUCCGAAGAUGCUUCUCGUGUACGUUAUUCACUUAUUUCAUUUGUUUUUCUGAAGAUGGUAGGAUCUAAGAAAUUCUACACUUCAAAAUUUUGGGAAUAAAAAAAUUACGUCAAAUUAAUUUUGUCGACAAUACCACCGAUGCUUUGAAUAAAGAGUUAUUUUUUUAUAUAUUUAAACAAUGAGCUGAUACAUAUAAAAGCAGUACAAAUAUCAAUUAAGGUUAAAUAGUAUUUGCUAGUCAGGAUUUCAUUGAUGACAGUAAAGUGUUAAAACAUUACGACCGGUUUUUGACAAAUCAAACAGUAUCACAUUGUAUUAACGCUGAUCAACAUUUUUAAGGCUACGUAUUAUAAUCGUACAGUCAUUUAAAUCUUAUACUUUUUUAGCUUAGUUUUACAAUAUUCGAUUGACAAUACAUUAGGCAAUGAUACUCCAAGACAUAUUUAAUAUCUGAUAGGGAAUAUAAUUUAAAUAAAUAAAUAAAAUAACAUAAAUUUGCAUUUCUUUUCCAAUCCCAAUAUAUAAUACUAAUCAUAGUUCUUUUUUUUAAUUAGAUUAAUCAAGAGUCAAUAUAUUUAAUGUCAGAAAUUCUAAAAAUAUAUGUAUAAAUAUUAAUUGUAUAUAAUUUAUGGAAAUAUAAUUUAGUUACUACCUAAUCUGUAUCGAAAUAUAUUUUGGAUUUAAUCAAUAAUUAAUUUGUAUUUUUAAGUUAAAUGGCCUUUCAAAAACCGGUUACAUGUCCAAGGUAUAAUGUCUUAAAUACUCCUGGUGUAAUGUAGAUAAUAUCUGAAUAAUUAUGUACAUAAUAUUAAAGUGAGAGAGAAUUUUAAAAAAUAAAAUA
Molecule: messenger RNA, 2740 nt
Organism: Nymphalis io (European peacock)
Lineage: Eukaryota; Metazoa; Arthropoda; Insecta; Lepidoptera; Nymphalidae
Product: putative inorganic phosphate cotransporter
Exons: 10
Coding region: 227-1825 (532 amino acids)
Biological process (GO): transmembrane transport; monoatomic anion transport
Molecular function (GO): transmembrane transporter activity
Source: RefSeq, a predicted model, not a curated record